Entrophospora sp. SA101 is the source of this 342-nucleotide messenger RNA. The record is from the annotation of a GenBank genome assembly. NCBI's taxonomy places the organism in Eukaryota, Fungi, Glomeromycota, Glomeromycetes, Entrophosporales, Entrophosporaceae.
AUGGCUCUUUGUGCCACUACAAAAUGCAUUUACGUUAUUGUUAAUAGUGAAACAUCGGGAAGAAAACAAACAAGUGGAAAACAAAUAGUAAAAAACAUUGUAAAGGGGCAGUUCUAUCAGUCGCUAUUGUUAAUUUUAUUUGCCGGUGAUGUAAUUGAAAUGCUGUUAUUAAAUCUUGAUCCUAUAUGGACAAAAGUUUAUUUGACCACGGAUGCUACAUCAUUUGUACUAGGAGGAAUCGUGAUUAAUGCUGCAGAGAAAAAGGCAGAAGAAAAGGCAAAGAGAAAUUCAGUUGUGGGUGGCCAACAACUACAAACUAGAGAAGGCCCUACUACAGUUUGA